AUGGCGUCGAAGACGAGGCAAACCAAAAAGGGGAAGCCGACCGCCGCGGUGCCUUCCGCAUCGGUGGAUGUGGGCACUGCUCUUGCUGGCCACCCGACUUGCGAAGCAUUGCUUGAAGCUGCGUCCGUCAUCAAGCUUGAGGAGUUUGCAAGUGAUGCCGUGGACCAGGGCGGCAUUAGGGCCUUCGACCUGACGGAGUACCGGGCCACGAUGAAGAGAGAUGGCGAGUACACCUGCACCACGUGCAUCAAUCGCUUCCCGCUCCUGGGAUUCGCUCACAAAACCAUCGCCCCGAAUCGAGGCAGGUCUGAACUGAAACCGUUUGCACGAUGUUGCUCGGUCAUGGGCACCGUGAUGUGCCAGUGUGACACUGUGACAGGAUCCGUCAAGAUCGCUGAGGAUCGACACUUCAGGUCUGAGGGCGGCGAGGUGAGCUGCAUCAGGGGAUGGGCUGAUGUCAUCGAGGUGAGGGCCGCCUCUUUCAACGAUCCGCCCGGUGAGUACGAGGUUUGCAAUGGUGAUGCUUACCGCCAGAAGCCCAGUGUCGCGUUCAUCCUGUCCUGGGCAAAAGCCGUGACGGAAAAGUCGGCGGCGCACAAAGACUUUGCCCAUUUGGUGAAGUUUGUUUACUUGCCGGAGGUGGAACAAUUCGAGCGGCACAAGUGGAUCUGCGCCGAAAUCACAGGUGAUGCGGCUGAGUCGUUGACGCUGCAAGGGUGGCGGAAGAUUUGUGGUUUGGCUUUGGUGGAGAACCUGUUGAGGACUAUGAACCGUCCUUGCGAUGCAACGGCUUUGGAGAAGUGGUUCGGGAACAAAGUCAAGGGCAUGACCGCCAAAACGAUAGCGAAGAAUCUCCGCAUCCACAAACGGGUCACCGCCUGCAACGGAGCUUCCGAGAUCAUCAGGGAGCUCGACGACUUCUGCAAAGGUCGCCAUGCCCUUGCUACAACGCAGGGCCUCGACAUUCUGUGCAGCAAAACGAAUAUUCAAAACAAUCCGUCAGUCUCCUCCCAGCUCUUGCUAUGGUGUCUCGAACAGUUUUGGCUGGAGGUCCGCGAAGACCGCUUGGAGUCGGAGCCAACCAAGGACACCAUGACUUGCUUCGUCAAUCGAGCGCUUCUGAAGCGCCGUGUCUUGACUUACUGCUGCAACAAGUUUCGUCCUCAGGCCAAGCCUGUUCAGGUUGAGGGUCAUGCAGAAGGGAGCGCUUCGAAAGAGACGUGGCCAAGUCUUUCCGACCUUUUCGGUUCCAUGAAGAAGUUCAAGGCCUCUGGGCUGGAGAUUGGGUCCACGACAAAGAUGAGCUGGGAUUACUUGUCGGAUGUGGUGGAUUUCAACGUCUCGCUCAUCAGAGGGGCCUGUGACAAGGCCAUCAACACGGUCCUUGUCGAACAAGGGCCCAUGGUCUCUGCGGAGGUGUUCCUGCGGUCCCCACCUUUCGUGAAGACUGGAGUGUGGGAUGUGGAGGCAACCUUGCGCUUGAAAGAUGAACUGGAGAGGCCAGCCGUCUCAGAGCCGGAGCCCGCAGAACCGGUGCCUGAACAGCCCAAGGAGCCGGAUACAAAGCCGGUUGAGGAGCCCGAGGUUGCGAUGCUGGACACUCACGACGACCACGAGGAGCCAGCUAAGAUGGAUCGAUGUGGCUUGUUCGACGGUGCCGUGAUUCCCCAGUUCUUGAAGGAUGUCUUUGCCAGAAUUGAGGACGAUGCCAAGUUCGAAAGAAUGAAUACUUUCAUGGAGAUAUUGGUGGCUCCGACAACAGCACCGAACUGGCGCAUCGCUUUGGAAAAGGUCGUUCAGGAGCAUGACAACAUGAAUCAAAUGUUCGUGUAUGAUGUGAAACGGGAGACCAAGCCGGUGACAAAGGAUGCCAUCCAGACACCCUUCAGGCGAAUGCCGACCCUGGAGGGCAGCACGUUCAAGCAUGUCCUCGCAGCCCUGUCCCUUGGCCGCGGUCUGGUGCUGUGCGUCGGCCUUGCUUGCUUCGAUCAGCAGAAGCCCCUGCUGAAGGAGACUUCAGCUGUCAUCGUUCUCGAUGGCAGGCGGCAAGCCAACACACAGUGCAUCACCUCAGAUUUGGCCAAGUAUGUCAAAAAAUGCCCGGGCCUCUAUCCGAAGGCCAGCGCUUGGGUCUCCAUCCGCUGCAUGUACCACUGCCGGGAAUUUGACGCAGGUGGCGCCCUGUGUAUGACACGACGUGGUCUUUCAAGUACGGCUCCCGACCCUCUGGAAAACAUGCUUGUCGUCUUGCCGAAGAAAUACAAGCCCGACUGUCGAGCCAUCCAUGCCUACAACUGCGACUCCUACAGCCGCGGUUGGUUUGGUUUGGGGAUGAAGGACAAGAGUGGUUUUGAUUUGACGACCUUGCCUGAGGUCGAUGCGAAUCUCAUCCAUGGAGGGUUGAAAGACGAGGUUAAAGCUGCUGCUGUGCAAGGCCAGCAGGAGCAGGGCAAGCCUGAGCAAGGUCAGUCUGGAGACUCAACGGCUGUCAAUGACGACUACGAGGAUGAGGAGGAAGCCGAGCAGGCCCCGAGUUCAGGGCCAGGGACCAUGUCGCCGUCCCAUCACCUCCUGUGGGCCUGGGAGGGACCAGCGGAGUUUUACAAUGCGAUGACUGACGCUUUCGUUCUGGGUGCCCCAACCGAUGCCAUCCUCGUCGAUAUUACCCCCGGAUCCGGCAUCGCAGCCGUAGUGGCGUGCAAAAAAAAAAUGACAUACGUGGCAUUCGCAGCAAACGAAGUGCACGCAAGGUUCAUUCGCUCCACAGUCCUGGCCAAGAUCGUGGGGGAAACCAUCCUCGGCGAUGCCAGCUGGUCCCGCAAAAGAGUCUUGAGCAGGGAAGAGUCCCUGACGGGUACGUCGUCCACGCGCUCACCUGGUCCUUCGUUGUCCGUGCACUCACCUACAGCUCCUUCGCCAUCACCGAAGAAGGCCAAGAUUGUUUGUGAGAAGAGCUCGUCCUCCUCCAGCAGCUCGUCGUAG
Molecule: messenger RNA, 2982 nt
Organism: Symbiodinium sp. CCMP2592
Lineage: Eukaryota; Dinophyceae; Suessiales; Symbiodiniaceae
Source: the annotation of a GenBank genome assembly